AUGGCUGACCCGAGGUUAUAUCUACCCCCGGUCUUGUCCGACGAUAUCAUCAGAAAAUUGGUCUCUGAAUUGUCACUCCCAGAGCCUACCACCAUCAAACCACUGAUAACAACGGCCGCCUACCAUACCAUAUAUCUGAUCAUAUUCUCACCUGCAGAUGCUGACGCGUUGUACCCCGCGCGAUCCCUCGAAGAAGAUGGUUCCAUUGCAUUGGUCCUGCGGGUGGCAGGCAAGCACAUUCCCCGGAUCAAGACGCUCAACGAGGUCGCAGCCAUGACUUGGGUGCGGGAAAACUGCAAGAUCCCUAUUCCCGCCGUCAUCCGGUUCGAUGCUUCCGAGAACAAUGCCAUUGGCUACGAAUUCACGCUGCUGGAGAGGGUCCGGGGCGUCAGCGUCGACACCAUUUACGACAAGCUCGAUGAUGGCAAGAUUGCAAAGCUCGUCAGCCAGCUCACGGACUACCUCAUUGAGAUCCAUCGCCAUGAAUGGACUCAUGCCGGCGGAAUCAGCAUCGACGAGAACAAUAACAUUGUUCCUGGUCGAGUGUUGGCAGAGAACUUCUGGCAGGGCCCGGAGAUUGCCCAGUAUUGGGGCGGCGACGCGACUAUUGACUUGCUCAAUGUGCAUGGCCCUUUCAGCUCAUAUACCGACUAUCUCCAAGGCCACAUACAGCAGUAUGUGCGCAAUAUCGAAAGGCACGAGUCGCUCGAGUGGAUGAGGGACAUGAUUCCAAGACUCGAGAAGUUUCUUACCUUUGCACAAGACCAUGCUGCCGAAUUGAACGACGCAAAGUACAUAUUGACGCACAAGGACCUCCAUUUCGGCAACAUCAUGUGCGACCCAGAGACCCUCGAAAUCACGAGUAUACUAGACUGGGAGUUUGCAGCUGUACUGCCUUUGCCAUUAUGGAGUCCGGGCGGCGGCUUUCUGUGGAGUGCGAAAGACGAGUCUCCGGCGUCGUUUGCGGAGCGCGACAGACUGUUCAAGGAUAUUUUCAGCAAGAUUUGCAAGGAGAGAUCUCCAGCGCUUCUUGCAGACUUUGACGUGAAGAAUCAGGAUCCUCACAAGUCCAUUGUCAAGGUGCUGAACUUUGUGAGAGCAAUUGUCGAGGUGUGUCCAAGAGGGAAGAGACUUGAAAUGGCGAGGACCUGGCGUUCGACGGUGGAGCAAGCUUUGCAAGAUCUGGGGAUAUAG
This is a messenger RNA of Pestalotiopsis fici W106-1, 1194 nucleotides long. RefSeq lists its product as uncharacterized. The transcript has a single exon. The record is from RefSeq and is a predicted model, not a curated record. NCBI's taxonomy places the organism in Eukaryota, Fungi, Ascomycota, Sordariomycetes, Amphisphaeriales, Sporocadaceae. The coding region runs from base 1 to 1194 and encodes 397 amino acids.